Messenger RNA from Trypanosoma conorhini, 3243 nucleotides. Its product is annotated as putative paraflagellar rod component. The record is from RefSeq and is a predicted model, not a curated record. NCBI's taxonomy places the organism in Eukaryota, Euglenozoa, Kinetoplastea, Trypanosomatida, Trypanosomatidae. Bases 1 to 3243 code for a protein of 1080 amino acids. Gene Ontology annotation, molecular function: protein binding. The transcript has a single exon.
AUGUCAACCUUUGACGAUCUCUUGGGUGUCCUUUCAAGGAAAGGCACAAAUACUGUGCACUGGUGCAGCGAGCAAUUGGGGGAUGACCAGCUUGAGAUUCUUAUUGCUGCCAUGGAGAUUUCUUCCAUUCCUGUUGAGCACAUUGAUCUUUCACGGAAUGAAAUAACUUCAGAGGGGGCCAAAUUACUUGCGCGUUUUCUUCAAAAAUCGCCCCAAGUAAAGGAGUUGGGACUUGCAAACAACAAAAUUUCUGACGUCGGGGCGGAGGCAUUUAUUAAGGUUUUCGAUGCUCUGGAUUACCCCAAUUUCCUUGACCUCGAAGGAAAUCCGUGCUCAAAAGCAUAUGUCCAUAAUUUGGCACUCUUGGCUCAAGGAAAGACUUUUACAGAAGACAUCCGAAGGGGCUUGCGUACACGUGAAGCAGAUGAAUUAAAUAUAUCUGGGAUGAACUACAACAAACUGGACCCUCGCCUGGUAAAUUUUUAUGUACAAAACGUGGAUGGUUUGGAAAGACUGAUUCUUUCUGGGUGUUCACUGGGGGACGCUGGAGCUGGGGCGAUUGGAGCAUUGAUCAGCCAAAGCACUCUGACUCAUCUGGAUUUCAGCGACAAUGGUAUAUCUGACGUGGGACUUGCACAGUUUAUUGAAUCCUCCCAUCUUCAGUCUCAUCCAACAAUUUCGUCACUGUCUUUUGCCAAAAAUAUUCGUAUUGGUAAUUAUGCAGCACAAACUUUGCCAAAAACGCUUUUUGAAAAGAAUGGCAAAAUUACCUUUUUUGACUUGAAUGAAACGUCUGUGACAUCCAAAGUACGGUCGAUUAUUAACCAUGAAUGUGAGCUUAAUAAGCAACCCCAUUCCUUGAAGCAAGCGGUGGUUGGAAUUCGGACCAACAAUCCAUCAUGUACAGUAGUAAACCUUCAGUGGGAAGAGGGGUUGGAGAAAGCGGCAUAUUUCAUUUCCCCUGUCCUAAGGUACUCGACAAAUUUGUUGGAACUGAAUCUGGGGAACUGUGGCUUUGGUGACAAAGGCUUGGGACUUUUGGCGGAGGCGCUGAGACUUAAUUUCCAUAUUCGGGUCAUUGCAUUUCCAAACAAUGGUAUCACUUCUAAAGGAGCCAUUACACUUUUUCAGUGCAUUGUACAGCAUGCUUCUCUGGAGGAAGUUAACCUUGCGGGAAAUCGAAUCAAUGAUGAAGCAGCUCUUUCGCUUUUGAACACGCUUCGGGCCAAUGAUAAGAUAAAGAAUGUCAACGUCACCAACAAUUUUAUUGGUAAUGAUUACCUAAAUGAAGUGGAAGGUUUGCUUCUUAUUAACCAAUCACCUAAAAUCAUUCGAAAGCUUGUUGUUGAAAUUGAAUCAAAUGAGCCAAGUUUGAAAUCGAUUUCAUUGUCAGGAGGACCAGAUGAAGGAUAUUACAAUGAUGCCUCAGUGAGGUUGCUUUGUCAGGCGUUGGUAUUAAAUACGACGGUGACUUCUUUGAAUUUGUCCAAGAAUGUGAUUGCCGACACAGGGGCUGCCUCUAUAGCUGAAAUGCUGAUGUCCAACACUUGUAUCACCCAUUUGAACCUUUCAGAUAAUUCUAUAUCAAAUCGUGGCGCUCAACGUCUCUGCGCUGCUCUUCGUACGAAUAAUGCGCUCCAGGACUUGGAUUUAUCCAACAACGCGAUUUACGAUGAAGGAGUAGAAGGAUUUCCUGAAAUGUUGAAAUACAAUGAUCGUCUCAUUCGGGUUGUGUUGGACAAAACAGGAGUUACGAAAGAUAUGUACACUAAGGUGGUUGAAGCGGCAGACCUCAACAAGGAACCCAAAUGCCUUAAAGAUGCGGUGUACAGACUACAAGGUGGAGAUGAAUCCUUACGAAAAGUGGAUCUGCGACGAGAAAAUUGUCCGCGUCCGCUUGAUGAUGCUUCUAUCGAAACACUUUGUGUUCAUUUGCGAGGAAGAUCAUUUGUGGAAAGUUUGCUUCUUCAAGGCAAUAAAAUUGGAACUAAAGGAUGCCAAUCUCUUGCUGCGCUUCUUGCGGAAGAAGGUUGUGGUAUUCUUUCACUGGAUUUGUCAUUUAAUCCUGUGAAUGAUGAGAGCCUCCAGGAAUUAUCCAAGGCUUUAUUGUCACCACAUAUCAAGUUGGAUACACUUAAGCUUGUUGGAACUGAAGUGACUUCUGCUGGAGUUAAUGCCCUGAUUGAGAUAUUGAAAACAAACACUUCACUUCAACAGGUGUUUACUCCCGAAAGUGUUUCGGCAGAUGUCUUUUGCGCAAUGAAUCGUGAGCUUAUGGUGAACGUUCAGCCAAAGUCACUGAAGCCUCUCUUGGCAAGGAUUGAAGCCAAUGAGGAUAUCCCAGAGGUCAUAUUUAAGGAUCCUGAAGUACCUUUUACAGACUCAGCUUGUCAACUACUUUCUGCGUCGCUAGUGAAAAAUACCCACAUUGUAUCGCUUGAUUUAUCGCAUAAUAAGUUGACGUGCGAAAGUAUGCCUUUUCUUCUGGAAGCUCUCUCUCGAUCCCCAUCGAUUAUACAUGUGAAUCUGUCAGAUAACCGUGUUGGGGUUAAAGGGGGAAAGGAUCUUGUUCUAUUCUUACAAGAGCAUCACCAUGUCCUUACCCUCAAUCUGGAGGGUAACGAAAUCCCCGAAGAGACUGUAAAUGCAAUCAAUGAAUUAUUGUCCCUAAAUGCAGGCUCAAUUAAAUUGAAAAAGAUACUUCUCCGAUUCAGAGGCGGCAAAUUCCGUGAUGAAAUGAUUAACCUGAAUGGACAGGAUGAAACCUACAAGCUGAACGACAAUGACGUUCGUCUUUUGUGUGACGUUCUGGCGGACUCUCCUACAUUACGUGCCGUUGAUCUUGGAUUGAACCAGAUAACCGAUCUUGGGUGUGAGAUGAUUGCGGAUUUGCUACGGCGCAAUCGAAAAAUUGAGGCUCUCUACUUGGAUUAUAAUCCCAUCGGGGAGGCUGGUGGCGAGGCUCUGUAUAAUGCUUUGAAAGUGAAUCACCAGCUUCAUACUCUGUUUUUGGAGGGUUCCAACGUGCCUGAGGAGAUAUGGGAAGAACUUUUGGGUCUUCUGCAUGUUAAUGAAACUCCACUCAAGGAGAGAAUUAACAUGCGAGGGCUGCCGCUGGACAACGUUGAUGACCACACACAAUUUAAAAGCACAGAUUACGCCGCUGCCCAGGAGGAAAAGGUUGGAAGGGACGCCCUCUGCCUCUACGAAGAUGGUAACAAGCCUCUUCUUCUGAAGAGCUGA